AUGGUCAAGCCUUGCCCUCAAACCCGAGCCGUCCAGCGGCGACGGUUGGUUUCUCGACGCAGCACUCGCAGCGGCACUCGGAGGCGCAACAACGCAGCUUCCAACGGGUCCUCGAACGGGAACGGCGGCGGCAGUGGCAAUGGUGGGGGGAAUGACGACGGCAGCGAGAGUGGCGCGGAGAACGGCGAGAGUGGCGGCGAGAGUGGUAACGGCAACGGCGGCGAGAGUGGCGGGGAAAUGGCGGAAUGGGUAGCGAUGAACGUACGGAGAUCACAAAAGCUGGAGAAAGCAGCAAAGAUAGUGGUCCCCAAGAUCAAAGCAUCGGCAGAAUCGGGCGAUGAAGGUCACGACGGAAAGGCCUCUUGGGGUUUAGGGAUGAUAGAGCAGAGCUUACGAAAACGACAGAUUCUACCUAGCAAGGCGCACGCGUUGGGCAGGCGAUCUAGCCGAAUGCAAAAUGUGUUCGGCCCAGAGAACCGCUAA
Molecule: messenger RNA, 483 nt
Organism: Fimicolochytrium jonesii
Lineage: Eukaryota; Fungi; Chytridiomycota; Chytridiomycetes; Spizellomycetales; Powellomycetaceae
Exons: 2
Coding region: 1-483 (160 amino acids)
Source: RefSeq, a predicted model, not a curated record